Molecule: messenger RNA, 1413 nt
Organism: Alexandromys fortis (reed vole)
Lineage: Eukaryota; Metazoa; Chordata; Mammalia; Rodentia; Cricetidae
Product: sodium-dependent neutral amino acid transporter SLC6A17-like
Exons: 6
Coding region: 262-1350 (362 amino acids)
Biological process (GO): sodium ion transmembrane transport
Cellular component (GO): plasma membrane
Source: RefSeq, a predicted model, not a curated record
GAUCCUGUCUUAAAAAGUCACAUGCGCACACACAUGUACACACACAUACACACACAUGUACACACACACAACACACACUAAAGUAAAAUAAAUAAAUCAAACAUCCCCACAUCCUAAUCCAAUCCUGAAAGGAACACUUUCUGUCCCCCUCCCCACACCUCCCACUUCCCUGUGCCUCUCUGGACACUGGUUCUAUCUUAAAGUCUGCUGUUUUUGGUGACCUCAAGACCCCUUUAGAUGUGGAACCAGUGAAGAGAUUCUAUGGACCAAUCUCCUAAAGCACUUCCCAAUGAUAAGAAGGAGAAAGAGUCUAUGGAGAAAGAACCCACGUACAGGAAGAGGGGCAUGAACCCCACAUCCGUGUCCCGGGGCUUCAGGACCAGAGAGGUCCGAAUUACCAAGAUUCCAAACCACUUCCAGGCAAAGAAGACAGAGAACAUCCUAAUCUUGGUGGCCUUCUCCACUGGACUUGGCAGCGUGUGGCGUUUCCCAUACCUGUGCCACCAGAAUGGAGGAGGCAGCUUUCUACUGAUUUACCUCAUCCAGCUGCUGCUGGUGGGGAUCCCCCUGUUGUACAUGGAGAAGAUCAUUGGACAGUGGCUACGGAAGGACAACAUCCAGGCCUGGAAGCAGCUGGCCCCCUGGCUAGGCGGUUUGGGCUACUCCAGCACACUGGCUUGUGUGCUGGUGAGCCUGUACAACAGCGCGCUGAUCUCCUGGAAUGUCAUGUACCUGGGCCAGUCCUUUGAUUACCCUCCACCCUGGGAACAAUGCAAAAUGCAUUCCCGUGACCAUGGGAACAUCAGUAUGACUAAGAUCCAGUGCCUUCAGACAGUGCCCUACCAGUAUUUCUGGUAUCACACAACCCUUGAUGCCUCCAGCCAGGUGGAAGAAGGGAUUGAGAUGCUGGUCCUGAACAUCACCCUGUGCCUCUUUGCCACCUGGGUCUUCCUCUAUAUCAUCCUGAUUAUUAGGAUGAGGAUCUCAGUGCUUAUGCUGAUUUUCUCCAUAUUCUUCCCCUACAUCCUCCUCUGCUGCUUCCUCAUCCGCAGUCUCUUCCUGCCAGGAGCGAUGGCUAGCCUCAGGCGCCUGGUGACCAUAGAGCUCUCUAUCUUGUCAUCGCUGGACACAUGGCGUCAGGCUGGAGGCCAUGUGCUCUUCUCCCUCGGCCUUGGCAUGGGCACCAUCAUCACUUUCUCUUCCUACCAGACUAGAGGUGACAACUACAUCAAGUUGGCCUUCUUUGUGGCCAUGGCCAACCUGGUGACAUCAUUGCUGAGCACGGCCAUCAUCUUUCUGGUGCUGGGCUUCUGGACCACAACCAGCGGGCCCAGCUGUGUUGAGAAGUGAGUGGCACAACCUGGCAAUGCUAGCAGAAGCUUUCCCUCCUCAGCUCCCCUUCAGCACCACAGU